Molecule: messenger RNA, 4456 nt
Organism: Labrus mixtus (cuckoo wrasse)
Lineage: Eukaryota; Metazoa; Chordata; Actinopteri; Labriformes; Labridae
Gene: tbcd
Product: tubulin folding cofactor D
Exons: 39
Coding region: 334-3906 (1190 amino acids)
Biological process (GO): tubulin complex assembly; post-chaperonin tubulin folding pathway; bicellular tight junction assembly
Cellular component (GO): lateral plasma membrane
Molecular function (GO): beta-tubulin binding; GTPase activator activity
Source: RefSeq, a predicted model, not a curated record
CCCGUACUUGGGCGGGGCGCGAGCACUACUGCUUGAACACCAACAGAGACAUUGGAAAUAGUUCCUUGGGUUUAUGUAGUGAAAUGUAUUCGUUUUAAGCAUUAUUUUAUGUUUGGUUUCUUAAAAACUUGCUCUGCGUCGUAGCUGUUUAUAUAAUACAUUUAUAUAUAUAUAUAAUUUCUCUGGCCAUUUGUGUGUUUUCGUUAAUUUUGCGAAAAACACAUGCUAAUAUUAGCUAGCUAUAUUGGCAACAACAAACGUAGCUGUUUUAGCAUCACACUAUAACAUUACAAUCAAUACCACAGACACUCUUCAAAGUUAAAGGCUGACAAGAUGGCUCUAUCUGCCGGUGGUGAAGGAGGAGAACCCGACGCUAUUGUAAAUACGUGUUUACUGGGUGGCUUCAGUGAGAGCCGAGAAGUCAAAGCCCUCCUCUCCACCCUGCCGCAGGUCCAUGGGGACCCUGUGAAGAGCGAGUCCACCACACAGAGGUUCUUGGUGAUAAUGAACAGAUAUCUAGAACAGCCAAAUCUCCUGGAUCCACACUUAGAGUGGAUGCUGAAUAUGUUACUGGAGUUUGUACGGAGUGACACAUCUCCCCCUUCAUUGGUUCAUUUGGGCUUUAAGUAUCUCUACAUCAUCUGCAAGGUCAGAGGCUAUAAAAUCUUCAUGCAGCUCUUACCCCAUGAAGUGGCAGAUGUCCAUCCAGUUCUGGACCUGCUGUCCAGACAGGAUCCCAAAGACAGUGAGACUUGGGAAACUCGCUUCAUGUUGCUUUUGUGGCUGUCCAUGACCUGCUUAAUACCAUUUGACCUUUAUCGCCUGGAUGGUGAUCUGGACGCAGAGAGUGGCAAGGCGAGAGAGUCCACCAUGGACCGCAUUCUAGCUAUUGCAAAGGCUUAUCUGCUUGUUAAAGAUAGUCCAAGGAACGCUGCAUCUGUACUGAUUUCAAAGUUCAUGACACGCCCCGAUGUGAAACAAAAGUGCCUUGGGGACUUCUUGGACUGGAGCCUCACCACCAUAUCUGAAACCGAUGACCAGUCAAUGGAAGGCAUCAUGGUGCUGGAUGGUGCUCUGCAGUCUCUGGCGAAGCUUUUCAAACAUGGCAAAAGGGAUGACCUCCUCCAGUAUGCUCCUACAAUCCAGCAGUGCCUGGAGAAGAAACAUCUAUCGGAGAGCAGUCAGGCCGUGCUGAGGAAGCUGGGUGUCAAAAUGAUCCAGAGGCUUGGCCUCACCUUUCUGAAGCCACGUUUAGCUGCUUGGAGGUACCAGAGAGGCAGCCGCUCCCUCGCAGCGAAUCUCUCUAUGUCCCAAAGCGAUGCAGUCACUGCUGCUGUUACUCCGGACGUGGAGACACAAGAACAGGAGGAGGACUAUGACAUUCCUGAGGAAGUUGAGACUGUUAUUGAGUAUCUUCUGGCGGGACUGAAGGAUAAGGAGACGAUCGUGCGCUGGUCUGCAGCAAAGGGCAUUGGGAGGGUGACUGGGAGGCUUCCCCAGGAGCUGGCAGAUGAGGUGGUUGGAUCAGUGCUGGACUGCCUCUGCUUCCAGGAGACCGACAAUGCUUGGCACGGAGGCUGCCUUGCACUGGCAGAACUUGGUAGAAGAGGCCUGUUGCUGCCUUCCAGAUUGACAGAUGUCGUGCCGCUGAUCAUCAAAUCCCUGACCUAUGAAGAAAAGAGGGGAGCAUGCAGCAUUGGCGCCAAUGUGCGUGAUGCUGCUUGCUACGUGUGCUGGUCUUUCGCCCGGGCCUAUGAACCCAAAGAGCUCGAGCCUUUCGUCACCCAGAUUUCCAGCGCUUUGCUGAUCGCAAAUGUGUUUGACCGAAAUGUCAACUGCCGGAGAGCUGCCUCUGCUGCCUUCCAGGAGAAUGUUGGAAGACAGGGGACAUUUCCUCAUGGGAUUGACAUCUUAACUGAAGCCGACUACUAUGCUGUGGGGAAUCUCAACAAGUGCUAUCUGAGCAUCAGUGUCUAUGUAGCCAGUUUUCCAGAGUACACCAAGGCCAUGAUAGAUCAUCUGAUAGCCAUGAAGAUUAACCACUGGGACUCCGCUAUUCGAGAGCUCUCCGCUAAAGCACUCCACAACCUGACGCCUCAAGCACCUGAAUACAUGGCGACAACAGUGUUGCCGCAGCUGUUGCCCAUGGCAGUGGGCAUUGACCUCCUUGGUCGGCAUGGAGCCAUCCUGGCAUGUGCAGAGAUCGUGCACGCUCUGUACAAGCUAGGCCUUCAGACCAACAGGAUUGUGGUUGACAUGAUUUCUCCUGAAUGUGUUGAUGCAUUGAAAAAUGUUCAUCAGUCGCUGCAUGACAGGAAACAGUACAGGGGUUUUGGUGGAGAGCUAAUGAGGCCAGCAAUGUUCAGUCUCAUAGAAAAGCUGUCCCUGUCCAAAAUGCCUUUCAAGAACGAGCCUGUGAUCGCUGGCUGGCAGUCUCUCAUCGAUGACACCAUAAAGACUCUUCAUUUUAUUUCUAGUGGCGCAAAGGAUAGCAUUAUGACUGCAGCAGUACAGGCCUUGUCUGCCUUGUGUGAGGAGCACUACCAGGCCGAACCAGGAAAGGCUGACACACAAAUGCAGGAUGUCCUGGUAUCUCAGUACAUUGAAGGGCUGAAGAGUCCUCAGAUGCUCACGCGUUGUGGAUCUGCCCUCGCUCUCGGCUGUCUGCCAAGAUUUAUGAUCCAUGGUAAACUGAAGCAGAUCCUUGAAGGCCUUCAGCAGAUGUGCGCCGUCAGCCAGAAGAAGGGAGAGUUCACUGAGGCAAGGAGGGAUGCAGUUAAAGCCAUUUCUCAAGUGUGUGCCAAGGUGGGUGUUGGCGCUCACAGCUCCCCAGAUUCUUUCCUUUGCUCUGAGAAUGUCGCAGAGGUCUAUGGCACUCUGCACGGCAGCAUGAAUGACUACACGGCCGAUAGCAGAGGGGACGUAGGGGCUUGGGUGAGAGAGGCAGCAAUGACCAGCCUGAUGGAGGUGACUUUGCUGGUGGCUGGCAGUGCUCCAGAGAUCCUUUUACCUGACCUGGUGAAGUGUACAAUGUGCUGCCUGGCCCAGCAGGCUGCAGAGAAGAUUGAUCGCUACAGAGCUCAUGCUGGAAACAUUCUCCUUCGCCUCCUCCACAGCACAGACCCUGCAGUACCACACAUCCCCCACAAAGAGGAGCUGCUGAGCAUUUUUCCUGCUGAGACCCUAACCAGUCUGAACUGGAAUGUUCCAUCCCAAGCUUACAAGUAUAUCACCCAGCUGCUGAGUCUGCCUCAGUAUCAGCACCACAUCCUGCUGGGCCUCACUGUGUCAGUAGGAGGGCUCACAGAGUCCACAGUUCACUUUUCAUCACAAUGGUUGUUCGACUACCUGAGAGUGAUCCAGCGUGACAAUGCGGCUCUCUCAGAGUUUGGAGAUUCUCUGCUGAGCGUCUUCAGAGACAAUCUUAAGAAUGACAGGGUGUCCACUCCUUUUCUUAAGAUGCUCAAUCAGAUACUUGCCAACAGCUGCUUUGAAAUCUUCACCACACAAGAGGAUCAUCCGUUCUGUGUGGACGUUUUGACUCUUUGCAAAGAGUCAAAGAAGGCCAAAGAUAUUUUCAAGCUGCAGGCCUGUAUAUCUGUCUUUUGUGGGCUGGUCCAGUUCCAGGGGGAAGUGAGGAAGAAAGUCUUGUCCCAGCUGUUGAUGAUGCUCUGCCAUCCCUUCCCAGUGAUCAGGAAGACCACAGCCAGCCAGAUGUACGAGAUGCUGCUGUACUACGAUGAUGUCAUAGAUCCAGAAGUGUUGGAUGAUGUCACUACCCUGCUAAGUGACACUAAUUGGGAGAGCAACCUCGCUACAGUCCGGCCCCACAGGAAUCAGCUUUGUGAUUUGUUGGGAGUCUCCCGUCCACAAGUGGUUGCCAAGAGUGCUGCCCUGGUUUCCUGAUCAUAAGAGGCUGUCAAAAACCUGGUUGUGGGCAACAAGCUGUAAGAGUAAAGACUGGACUGUUAGUGCUACUCCCCUGAAGCUGCCUUGUAUCAGGUUUUCAGAAAACACCACAUCUAACUAAAGAAUAACACUUCUAAAGAAAACUGCACUUCGACGGCUGCAUGUUAAAAAGCUGACGACUAAUAAAAGCACUAAUGUAUGACAGAGGUGGAAUAUUGUUUAAUGUUUUUAACAGCUGAUGCUUAACACCAUUAAAAGAUUUAGGUACUAGAAAUGGAAAAAUAAUAUUGACUCUUAAUGUUUGAUUAGAGCUGAAAGAAUAAUUUCAUUCUUCGAGGGUUUCAAAUGUUUGAGUUGUAAAAGUUCUGUACGUUCCCCUGAAUCAUUUCAAAGAAAAAGACCUUGAAUGUUUUGAAAAGUAAGAUAGAUCAUCAGGCCGGAUCAUCAUUCCUAACUGUUCCCGACUGUGAUUUUUUUGUUUUGAAUACUCACCAAGGAAUCACAGUCUGAAUGGUUGCCAUGACAAUAAAUAGACAACAGCAUCACA